GAAUAGUGAACACAAUUGUAUAUUUAUACGUACUGAAUACAUAUAUGUUAUCAUCGUUGAUCAAAUCAACUUUUCUACUUGGAUAUUUGAAAAGUGAAUUCAGACCAUACCCAGGGAAAGACUCGUUAUAAUGGCGACGGGGAGUAGAAGCCAGCGCGAAUCGGUGUUGGGAGCAUCUCUUAUACUCAAAAACCUUGAAUGUUCUAUUUGUAUGGAAACAUUCACCAAUCCUAAAGACCUCGAGUGUGGGCAUACCUUUUGCGAAGAAUGCAUUCAGGAAAUCAUCACUCGGGCGCACAACGAAAACAGACUCAAACACAUACAGUGCCCAGUUUGUCGCAACAGAGUACGACCGUCCGAUAACAGAAUACCCCCAACAGAGUGGGCGCGAGACAUGAAAACAAACUAUGCACUGUUGCAGUUGCUAGAUAUAAUACGUGUCAAAGAUGACGAUGUUCCAUUGUCUGUUACGUUGCCUGAAAGGACUGUUGCUUCUGUCGAAAACAAUGAUGAAACUUUAGAGGAUGACGUUCGAAAGAAUUUAAGAGACCUUGUUCGAUGUCGCGCUCACGGAAAUGCGGAGCUUCAAUUUUAUUGCAAAACCCAUUCGGCGCUUAUGUGUUUUACUUGUCGAAGCAGACAUUCAAAAGUUUGCCCGGUCAUUCCGAUUGCGAAACUCGUGCAAAAGGAAAAUAUCGACGCGAUGAGAUUGUCACACGUAAAUAAGAUGGCGGAGAUAGCGACAAUGUUGGAAAGCGCGACAUAUGAAAUGGAAAAAAAUCUAGACGAAACACGAGCGGAAUUCAGUGAGUUCAAACCGAAACUUGACGAUCUUAAGAAGAGGUUCCACAAGCUCAUUUCCGAUUUAGCGAUAAAAAUAAAUCCGCAAGAGUUUAUGGCGAUUACACAGCGGCAACAACAUAAAGUGGAUGAACUAAAAAGUUUGCAGCAGAUUCUUAAAAUUAAAAUUACCGAACUGAUGACCAUUGAAGAUAUGAGGAAUUCUGCUCACCAAUUCAUCUCCCUGACAAUCUUCAUUCAGGAGAUAGUGUAUCUUGAACGGGCCGUUUCUUCGGCAAUAGAAGGCGUACGGGUCCUCGAGAUGCGGCAUGUUGGCAUCGACGCAAUGACGACAUUGGCCAAACUAGGCACUGAUAUACUUGGAGAAAUUCAUUUGAAGACUGAACAUCUACGACGCAGAAAUAGUGUUUGAACCAUCAUCAUUAUGGUUCGGACUGUAAGUGAGGUUUCAACAAAGUUCAGAUAGAGACAUUGACGCAGAAAUCGAUCAAGAAUCAUUGUUUGCGGUGUUGAUACCAUUUAUUUAAAUGUUCAGGACAUAUAAAGAUCAAAAUUGAUAAAGACGUAUUACAAAAAUUACUUAACUUCUGCUUACAUGUUCAUUAAGUUUUCAUUACUUGUAACUGUGAUAUUCAAACGCAUCCUUUUGUUGUGUAUUCAUUAAGAUUAAACGUAAGAGAAGUAUAAUCUGUUUGACAUUAUUCCAUUAAAUAGGCUUUUCAAUUAGCAUACAGUACGUUUUAUGAUGUUUUGUGUUGUUAAUUUAAUCAAAGAAUUAUGUCUGUGAAAGGGAUUUAUAUCCAAACGGAUUAUGUAAAUAGUUUUAAUAAGAGUUACUCGUUAGCCAAGAUAAGCUAAAUAAUAGUGUCCAUUCGCCCGACCCUUAAUGUAUAUCCUCCAGCACUCAUAAUGAUACAAUGAUCACAACAAUAAUAAUAUGUAUAAUGCUAUUAAAAUUAUAAAAAUAAUUUCCUCUUUAUGUUCUUGAUGUUUUUUGAUUAUCAGUUUAUCAUGUGUACUUUAUUAAUACUAUUGUUCUUUCCAAAAAAUAAAUAAAAAUGAAAUGUUA
Molecule: messenger RNA, 1870 nt
Organism: Dreissena polymorpha
Lineage: Eukaryota; Metazoa; Mollusca; Bivalvia; Myida; Dreissenidae
Product: tripartite motif-containing protein 2-like
Exons: 2
Coding region: 131-1213 (360 amino acids)
Biological process (GO): positive regulation of DNA-templated transcription
Cellular component (GO): nucleoplasm; chromatin
Molecular function (GO): ubiquitin-protein transferase activity; zinc ion binding
Source: RefSeq, a predicted model, not a curated record